AGGAGCUCAGCAUCAAGAGUCUAACAGCAGUGGAGCAGCAGUACGAUUCAGUUAGAACCUCGCCUUCAUUUACUGCGGACGUUCAAGGCUCAGGAGCAAGGAAAGAAGCACUGGGUUUAAGCAGAAAAAACAGCGACCGUAUUCCAACAUGACCGAAACCAACAAAACGCAUGUUAUUUUGCUGUCGUGUGGCAGUUUUAACCCCAUUACCAAGGGACAUAUCCACAUGUUCGAAAAAGCCAGAGAGUACCUCCACAAGACAGGCAGGUUCAUAGUGAUUGGAGGAAUUAUCUCUCCAGUUCAUGACUCAUAUGGAAAACAGGGGCUAGUUUCCAGUAGGCAUCGCUUAACCAUGUGUCAGUUGGCCGUCCAGUCAUCUGAUUGGAUUAGAGUGGACCCCUGGGAAUGUUACCAGGACACUUGGCAGACCACCUGCAGCGUUUUGGAGCAUCACCGGGACCUCAUGAAAAGGGUAACAGGGUGCAUCCUGUCAAACGUGAACACUCCUUCAACAACUCCUGUGAUUGGACAGCCACAGAAUGGGACACGUCCCAUCUACCAAAGCACCAACCUUACAAACAAGCCAACCGCAGUUAAACUACUGGGGAAAGUGGGUGAGAGUUUGGGAAAAAUUUGCUGCGUCCGUCCCCACAUCGAAAGAUUCACCUUUGUAGAUGAAAAUGCAAAUUUGGGCACUGCUAUGAGAUAUGAAGAGAUUGAGUUACGCAUCCUCCUACUGUGUGGAAGUGACCUUCUUGAGUCUUUCUGCAUUCCUGGGCUGUGGAAUGAAAGUGACAUGGAAGUGAUUGUUGGAGAUUUUGGAAUAGUGGUGGUACCUCGUGACAACACUGACACUGACAGAAUCAUAAACCAUUCCUCUGUUCUUCGCAAAUAUAAGGAUAAUAUUAUUGUUGUGAAAGAUGAUAUGAAUCACCCCAUGUCUAUUGUCAGUUCUACCAAGAGUAGACUGGCCUUACAACAUGGAGAUGGUCAUGUAGUGGAUUACUUGAGCCAACCAGUUAUUGACUACAUCUUGCAGAGUCAGCUGUACAUAAACACAUCUGGAUAGAGGCCUGACUUCUUCUCCAUCUCCGUGUCAUGAUCUCUCCGUCUUGCUCUUUCUCCCUGAUACGGCCUUUAGUUUUUCUCUGUCACUCUCUUCUUCUUCUUCUUUCUGUGUAAUUCCAAUCCCCUGCUGCUCUAUUGCUUUCCAUGUUCAGCAGCCUUUUGGUGUCACUGUUUGUCCAAAGUAUAACAUAGCAACUUGGGAACCCCGCAGGGGUACCACAUUGUAAAAUACAGCACAGAAUCCAGUUGUUCUUGAAUUGGCUUUCUUCUGUGCAUGCUAGGGGCUGCUUGGGGGGUAGGGGCUGGGGUGGGCUGCGUUUGUUGGGCUGGGGUAUAAGUACUGUUUUUCUUGUACAAUGCUCUUUUAGCUUUUGCUCUUUAUUUCAUGCUGCAUGUGCAUAUAGUUCUUUCUUAGCAUGAAACUUUUAAUUAUAAAAUAUAUUUAUAAUCCAUAGUGAAAAUAUUCAAUAAUUACUAAUGGGACCUUGAGUCAACAAGGUGACCUCACACUUGCUGGUGCAUUCUCUUGCUCUCUGGCCACUGUAACUGAGGUAUUGCUGUUCCUCCCUGACUACAGUGUCAGCGCUUACUGCCAUUCAAGAUGUUUUUAUGUUACUCUGUGUCACUUUGGAGGUUUGACAACAAGGUUCCAGGAUGGAGGUUAUUGUGGUAACGUUUGCUUGGGUUUUGCAUUCCAGCAUGUGUGCCACUGCCAAUCUCUUCCUGUCAGUCAGUUCUGUUUUUUCUCAUUUGGUUGAACCUUCUACAUGUACAGUUAUGUGUCUGUUAUUUUCUGAUAAUCUCUCCAUCCAUUUUUCUGAAUCCACUUUUUCCAGGCUAUGAAGAGAUAUAACUUAAACGUAUCCAAUUAUCAUCAUGCUGCAUGUGUCUUUCAGUGUGGCUCACAGAUGCAGUCAGAGGUUUUGGAAAGCCAAGCAGAUUCUUGGGUUAUUGGGACAGUACUGGAAAAUCUCAUUUGAUAUUUAGGCUGCAUUACUUAAUGAAGGAGGUAGACCUUUUUAAUGUAGUAUUGUUCGUAGCAGAUGAUCUUGGUUUUUACAUUGCAAUGAUUAAGUCUUACAUCACGAACUUAAACACAGAAAUUCAUAUGGCAAUGAAAGAGUCCUCAGAAAUGAGUGACAUUUAAUAGGGAAUACUACUAAAUAUCGUAUGUUAAAAUGUUCUUAUUUGGCCUGGUAUUAUCCACAGCCUGUGUGAGCAUAGAGAAUCACUGGCUUACUAAGAUCUUUCUAGUCUGACGGCUGAUUACGAUGUGGCUGUAGAACUGAGAGCUCUGACAUGACUGCCUCUGCAUUGACAACAUCUUUUAAAUUUUCAUUAACCUUACACUUGUCAUCAUUAACAUCAUCCUUAAUCAUAACCUGAACUGAUGAUGAUGAAUCCUGAGGAAUAUUUCAAAAAUUCAUCAUCGUUAAUUUUACUGACUUCGCUGAAACUUGUGAAUUAGUCCAUUGUAACAGCCCUACGUAUGAAAGCCUAGCUU
Erpetoichthys calabaricus (reedfish) is the source of this 2572-nucleotide messenger RNA. RefSeq names its product nicotinamide nucleotide adenylyltransferase 2 (gene nmnat2). Gene Ontology annotation, cellular component: Golgi apparatus. The record is from RefSeq and is a predicted model, not a curated record. NCBI's taxonomy places the organism in Eukaryota, Metazoa, Chordata, Cladistia, Polypteriformes, Polypteridae. Gene Ontology annotation, biological process: NAD+ biosynthetic process. Gene Ontology annotation, molecular function: nicotinamide-nucleotide adenylyltransferase activity; nicotinate-nucleotide adenylyltransferase activity. The transcript has 11 exons. The coding region runs from base 149 to 1069 and encodes 306 amino acids.